CUGGAGAAGAACAGUGCUGGUGAUUGCUACACUGAAACAGCACAGCAGGGCUGGCAGGCAGAGAUCUCAGGAUGGGAGCGCACUUUAUAAACUGGGUUAUCAUAUCACUAUGGGCAGGAUCUUCAGCUCUGGUAGUAACGCCUGUCACAGACCCUGUGAUCAGCAAGGUUGGAGACAAUGUAAUGCUGGAGAUUAAACCCCCUGGAGUUCUAGGUGCAGUGGCAUGGUUUUUCAGCCCUGCAAAGAUCCCUGUGGUGUCAUGGGUCGGAUCAGACCCAGUCAUAGGCGCUGGAUAUGAGAACAGAGUCACCCUGAACACAGCUACAGGAUCAGUGGAGCUCAGAUCUGUGAACAUCAGCGACGAUGGAGUGUAUGCAUUUCAGGGCACUACCUUUACACCAGGAAGAGAACCAUUCAGUGGAAGUGUUACCUUGAAAGUUUAUGAGCGGAUAACUAAUGUAAAUGUGAAACCCAGCCCUGCACAGCCAAUAGCAAACCAGACUCUAAAGCUGACCUGCGAGGUGCUUGGAUCACAGACUGUUCCCUCAAGGCUCUGGCUGAAGGAUGGUCAGCCCUUGUCCACUAGUGACAGAAUAACAUUGUCUGUGGACAGCAGUGUAGUCUCCUUCAACCCAGUGCUGCAGUCUGAUGAUGGAGAAUAUCAGUGUAAAGCCAGUAACCCUGUAAGUGACGCGACAAGCGCUGGAUACAGAUUGGAGGUUAAUUAUGGACCACAGCAGGCAUCUAUUACAGCCCCAGACUCAGCAGCUGAAGGCUCAUCUGUAACAUUCACAUGUUCGGCUCAGUCUCUCCCCCCUUGUAUUUACACCUGGUAUUUCAAUGGGACAGAGACUGCCCAGAGCUCGCAAUACAAGAUAGCUUCUGUAAGCAAUGCUGAUAGGGGAAGUUACACCUGUGUAGCCUGGAACUCAGUGACUGAAAGAAAGAGUUCUGCAGUAAAGGAAUUUACUAUGACUGCAGCAGCUAAUUCUGGGUCCUUGACAGGAGGGGAGAUUGCAGGAAUCGUCUUUGGCACACUUGCAGGCGUUGCCCUCAUUGGUGUUAUACUGUAUUUCUGCCUGAAAAAAUGUGGCCAUUAACGCAAAUGAUAAGGCAGACAACAUUCACUACGCUGACCCCAAAUUUCUAAAAAACAAUACAAGUGGCCAAAGGAUACAGAUGGAAGAGACUACUACUGAAUACGCCCAAGUCGCAGGCCGGCCCGCUGGAAAGAAUAGACCAGCAGUGUAGGGUUGGGGUUG
Acipenser ruthenus (sterlet) is the source of this 1262-nucleotide messenger RNA. Its product is annotated as carcinoembryonic antigen-related cell adhesion molecule 1-like. Lineage: Eukaryota; Metazoa; Chordata; Actinopteri; Acipenseriformes; Acipenseridae. The coding region runs from base 72 to 1100 and encodes 342 amino acids. The record is from RefSeq and is a predicted model, not a curated record. The transcript has 7 exons.